Molecule: messenger RNA, 1914 nt
Organism: Dama dama (fallow deer)
Lineage: Eukaryota; Metazoa; Chordata; Mammalia; Artiodactyla; Cervidae
Product: EGF-like and EMI domain-containing protein 1
Exons: 15
Coding region: 1-1914 (637 amino acids)
Molecular function (GO): protein binding; calcium ion binding
Source: RefSeq, a predicted model, not a curated record
AUGACCUGGCGACUGUGGCUCUGGUGCUUCUGCGCUUGGGUGGCCGCCGGCUGGCCGCCAGGCAGCGCCCUUCAGCUCCGGCCAGGCAUGCCAAAUGUUUGCGAAGAAGAGCAGCUGACUGUGGUGGGACUACGACAGCCGUGUGUCCAAGCAUUCACACGCACCAUCAAGAUCUGGAAACAGCGUUGCACCAGCCCACGGUGGUGUGUGGGUUAUGAAAGAAGGACCCGAUACUACACCAUCUACAGACAGGCAUACAGCCUGGAGCAGCAAACCGUCUACAAGUGCUGCCCUGGUUGGAGCCGGUGGGACAAUGAGCCUGGCUGCCUAUGCUCUGUCUCUGCAGUGGGGACUUGUGUCCAUGGGAAGAGAUGCUCAGAGGGUGAAGUCCAGCGGUGCCAGUGUUCGGAGGGUUUUCAGGGACCCCACUGUCAAUAUGAUAUAAAUGAAUGUAGCGCUGACAAUGGUGGCUGUCAGGACCAGUGCUGUAAUACAAUUGGCAGUUAUUACUGCAAGUGUCAAGCUGGCCAGAAGCUGGAGGAAGAUGGCAGAGGAUGUAGAGAUGUCGAUGAAUGUGCGGUGUUGAAUGGAGGCUGCCAGCAGCGCUGUAUUAACACUCUGGGCACCUUCCACUGUGAAUGUGAUACGGGAUACAGACUCCAUGCUGAUGAACGCACCUGCAUAAAGAUGGACCCCUGCACGGGUGGGAAUGGAUGUGCCCACAUCUGUCAGAGCGAGAAUGGCAUGGCCAGGUGUGCCUGUCACCCAGGGUACCAACUGUCUGAAGACAAAAAGGCCUGUGCAGAUAUAAACGAGUGUGCUGAAAGGCUUGCUCCCUGCAGCCAUCGUUGUGUGAACACAGUGGGAUCUUUCACUUGUGCCUGCCAACCUGGUUUUGAGCUGGGAGCUGAUGGAAAACAGUGUUACAGGGUUGAAUUGGAAAUUGUCAGUAGCUGUGAAAAGAACAAUGGUGGUUGUUCCCAUCACUGUGAACAUGCAGUAGGUGGGCCCCGAUGCUCCUGUAACCAUGGAUACCGGCUCGAUUCAGAUGAGAAAACAUGCAUAGACCUUGAUGAGUGUGACACUGGAGAAGCCUGCUGUGCCCAGUUCUGCAUCAACUAUUCAGGAGGCUAUGAAUGCAGUUGUCGGGAAGGCUUUCAGAUCAGUUCUGAUGGUUGUGGAUGUGAUGCUUUAGAUGAUGAACUAGAGGAAGAAGAAGAAUUAGACAUUGUGAGGUUUCCGGGUCUUCUAUUCAAGAGCCCACCUCAACUGCUUCCUUAUGUGGCCACCUCUCUGCCUCUCUCCCAUGAAGAUGAAGACAAUGAGGAAGAGGGACAAGAUAUUCCAGGAGAACUGACUGAUUUGCACAGUGUUGUUUGUUUAGAUCACACCUUUGGACAGGACUGCAGUUUGAGCUGUGAGGACUGCAUGAAUGGAGGCCGAUGCCAGGAAGGAAAGAGUGGGUGUUCCUGUCCCGAUGGCUGGGGAGGCAUUCUUUGUAAUGAAACUCGUUCCCCAGAGACCAGUGUGAGAGAGUAUGAUGACAUCUGUGAUUGUCAGAAUGGAGGCACCUGUGACCCUCUGACUGGGCGAUGCAAGUGCCCCCCAGGGGUUCAUGGGAAAACCUGUGGAGACGGAUGCCCAAAAGGAUUCUUUGGGAAGAACUGCAAGAGGAAAUGUAACUGUGCCAACAAUGGCCAUUGCCACAGGGUAUAUGGAGCCUGUGUGUGCGAGCCAGGGCGCUAUGGGAGGUUUUGUCAUUUGAACUGUCCCAAGGGGGUCUACGGAGCUGGCUGCUCUUCAGAAUGUCAGUGCGUGGAGGAGAACACCCUGGAAUGCAGUGCCAGAAAUGGCAGUUGCACCUGCAAAUCUGGUUACCAAGGCAACAGAUGCCAGAGAGGUACAAUCGGAUGA